Felis catus (domestic cat) is the source of this 4679-nucleotide messenger RNA. RefSeq names its product ATP binding cassette subfamily B member 7 (gene ABCB7). The record is from RefSeq and is a predicted model, not a curated record. Gene Ontology annotation, cellular component: mitochondrial inner membrane. Gene Ontology annotation, molecular function: ATP hydrolysis activity; ABC-type transporter activity; ATP binding. Gene Ontology annotation, biological process: intracellular iron ion homeostasis; transmembrane transport. The transcript is spliced from 16 exons. NCBI's taxonomy places the organism in Eukaryota, Metazoa, Chordata, Mammalia, Carnivora, Felidae. The coding region runs from base 35 to 2293 and encodes 752 amino acids.
UUCUCUGCUCUAGAUUCCUCUUUCCUCGCUCAAGAUGGCGCUGCUCGUGAUACAUUCUUCACGCUGGGCAGCCGCAGCGACUGCCUUUGAAAAGCGUCGGCACGUGGCAAUUCUGAUUCGGUCUCUAGUCUCUGUCCGUGGUGCAGGUCCUCAGCGGAGAUCACGUCAGCUCGGCGCCUCGGGAGCUGCUCGAAUUUCCCAGAUCCCAGAGUCAUUAAGACAUACUACAUGGCAGAGACUGGGAAAAGGCAACUUAAGACAGAUACUACAUGUUACCAGGGCUCUCCAGGCAUGGCCACUGAUAGAAAAGAGGACAUGUUGGCAUGGUCAUGCAGGAGGAGGACUCCACACAGACCCAAAAGAAGGGUUAAAAGAUGUUGAUACUCGGAAAAUCAUAAAAGCAAUGCUUUCGUAUGUGUGGCCCAAAGACCGGCCAGAUCUACGAGCUAGGGUUGCCAUUUCUCUGGGAUUUUUGGGGGGCGCAAAGGCCAUGAAUAUUGUGGUUCCCUUCAUGUUUAAAUAUGCUGUAGACAGCCUCAACCAGAUGUCGGGAAACAUGCUGAACCUGAGUGAUGCACCAAAUACAGUUGCAACCAUGGCAACGGCAGUUCUGAUUGGCUAUGGUGUAUCAAGAGCUGGAGCUGCCUUUUUUAAUGAAGUUCGAAAUGCAGUAUUUGGCAAGGUAGCCCAAAAUUCAAUCCGAAGAAUAGCCAGAAAUGUCUUUCUCCAUCUUCACAACCUGGAUCUGGCUUUCCAUCUAAGUAGACAGACAGGAGCUUUAUCAAAAGCUAUUGACAGAGGGACAAGGGGUAUCAGUUUUGUCCUGAGUGCUUUAGUAUUUAAUCUUCUUCCCAUCAUGUUCGAGGUGACUCUUGUCAGUGGUAUUUUGUAUUAUAGAUGUGGUGCCCAGUUUGCAUUAGUAACCCUCGGGACACUUGGUGCAUACACAGCAUUCACAGUUGCUGUUACACGGUGGAGAACUAGAUUUAGAAUAGAGAUGAACAAAGCAGAUAAUGAUGCAGGUAAUGCUGCCAUAGACUCACUGCUGAAUUAUGAAACUGUGAAGUAUUUUAAUAAUGAGAACUAUGAAGCACAAAGAUAUGAUAGAUUUCUGAAGACAUAUGAGACUGCUUCAUUGAAAAGUACCUCUACUCUGGCUAUGCUGAACUUUGGUCAAAGUGCUAUUUUCAGUGUUGGUUUAACGGCUAUUAUGGUGCUCGCCAGUCAGGGAAUUGUGGCAGGUACCCUUACUGUUGGAGAUCUAGUAAUGGUGAAUGGACUGCUUUUUCAACUUUCAUUGCCCCUUAACUUUCUGGGGACUGUAUAUAGAGAAACUAGACAAGCACUGAUAGAUAUGAACACCUUGUUUACUCUACUCAAAGUAGACACUCGAAUUAAAGACAAGGCAAUGGCAUCUCCCAUUCAGAUCACACCACAGACAUCUACGGUGGUCUUUGAUAAUGUGCAUUUUGAAUAUGUUGAGGGGCAGAAAGUCCUUGAUGGAGUAUCUUUUGAAGUCCCUGCAGGAAAGAAAGUGGCCAUUGUAGGAGGUAGUGGGUCAGGAAAAAGCACAAUAGUAAGGCUGUUGUUUCGCUUCUAUGAGCCUCAAAAGGGUAACAUUUACCUUGCUGGUCAAAAUAUACAAGAUGUGAGCCUGGAAAGCCUUCGGCGGGCAGUGGGAGUAGUACCUCAGGAUGCUGUCCUCUUCCACAAUACUAUUUACUACAACCUCUUAUAUGGAAACAUCCAUGCUUCACCUGAGGAAGUGUAUGCAGUGGCAAAAUUAGCUGGACUCCAUGAUUCAAUUCUUCGAAUGCCACAUGGAUAUGAUACACAAGUAGGGGAACGAGGACUCAAACUUUCCGGAGGAGAAAAGCAAAGAGUAGCAAUUGCAAGAGCCAUUUUGAAGGACCCCCCAGUCAUUCUCUAUGAUGAAGCCACUUCAUCAUUAGAUUCAAUUACUGAAGAGACUAUUCUUGGUGCCAUGAGGGAUGCAGUCAAACACAGAACUUCUAUUUUCAUUGCACACAGAUUGUCAACAGUGGUUGAUGCAGAUGAAAUCAUUGUCUUGGACCAGGGUAAGAUAGCUGAACGUGGUACCCACCAUGGUUUGCUUGGUAACCCUGGCAGUAUCUAUUCAGAAAUGUGGCACACACAGAGCAGUCGUGUACAGAACCAUGAUAACCCCAAAUGGGAUGCAAAGGAAGAAAAUAUGUCCAAAGAGGAGGAAAGGAAGAAACUACAAGAAGAAAUUGUCAACAGUGUAAAAGGCUGUGGAAACUGUUCCUGCUAAGGUGCAUGAGACAUUUUUUUGACACAUUUGCACUGAAGCAGAAUUGUUUUGUUAAAAAAAAAAUCCUACAUUCCCAUUUUCUAUAAUUGUUUGUUUAGAUAAGAUUUAUUUGAAAAGGAAUUUGAGUUUUACAUCUUUUACAAUCUGUUUAAUGUGACAUCUAUAUUUAUUCCAAGAUUAUUUCCUUGUUACUGCCUUAGUUGUACCCAAAACAUAGUUUUUGUUACUAUUUGACUUUACCCCAUUUCCAUUUUUUGUGGCCUAAUAGCCAUUUGAUACCCAUAACCAGAUGAAUUAUAUUGGCUUCAAAAUUUUUGUAGUUUUUUAAAUCUCCUUUAUGCUGAUAAUUUAGAUGGAAAUUAUCCAUUUCUUAAACAACAAAAGAGGGUAGUUUCUCUGCCUCCCUCCCCACUGAAAUACUACAAUUAUAGAAAGGGUGUUUUUAAAAGUAUUUGCCACUGCGUAUCUUUUGGAAGAAAAACCUUCCUUAAUUCUCAUGUAUGUGUGUAGAAUGUUCUUCAUCAUUAACUGGCAUUCCUAGUCAUGGGAAUUUUAUUUUUUCAUCAAAAUGAGGCAUUGAUUUUGUUUUGAACCAAAAUUUAUACCAUUCUCUUUAAAUACUUAAAACCCUGAUGUAACUUGAGAGUUGGCAUCCUGGGAAUAUCUAAAAAGCUGAGGAAGUUAAUUGCCUUUUUUAUUUCCAUCUUAACUAUAGUGCUUUUGCUGUCUAAAGUUAUACAAACAAAAAACUAAAUGGAAUGUAUGCAUGCACAUAUGUGUGUGUGUGUGCACAUGCUCACACAUGUAGAUAAAGCAACAACCACUUAAAAAUUAUUAAUGACCUUUAGGUAAGUAGGAGAAGAUUUAUGUAUAUGUACUCUAGGUGAUCAGGACUUGAAUCUGUGUUGACAGUUCAGAAUUUAUUACAAGAUUUUUCCCUUCCUUUUUCAGUAAUGUAAUGAGUUCCUUUAAGUGUGACAUAACAAGGAAGAACCCAAACAAAAUAAUCAAGUUUUACCUGCUAGAAGUAAUGAAUAAAAUGUUGGUAAAUAUUCACUUAGAAGCUCCUCUGUUUUCCAAUUUGAAUAGCUUCUUUUAUUUUUGAAGAAGCUAUUAUCUGUUCAUAGGAUUAGAGGUGUCUCUAGACCAUUGGAUCAUGUGGUCAUUAACCAGUACUUUCAGCUAAUGAAAACUUGAAUUACCUGAAAAACACAGUUAUUGUAAGGGCCAUUAAAUAAAUCUUAAAUAUUUUUCUCUUAACUUCAUCAUAUUAAGAUGGUUCUAUACAGUGAAAUAAUAGACAAAAUGAAAGAAAACCUUCCUAGGAUGAUUCACUAAGAAACAUCAAGAAAAGGGGCAUUUAUUAUAGCAUAAUAAUUUUACAUUACUAUAUUGUAUAUUCAUAAUUUUACAUUAUAAUACAUAUUCACAUAAGACAUUAUAAAGUAUAAAUUUUUAAAUCAGUAUUGAAACUAUUUUUUAAUGGAUUGAAAUGAAUAAUCUACAGUUUUAGAAUAUGGGCUCUGAAAAUGGAGGAAGAUGAUAGGGUUUUAUUCCUUAUAUUUCUUUUUUUUAAAGAUUAUAUAUUUUCUUCCUAAGGGAAUCCCAGCUUACAACAAUUAAGCUGAAACUAGGGAAAUUUGGGAAUCAUAGAAAGGGAAUCAUAGAAAUCAUUUGAGCCAAAUGCCUUCCUGAAGGUUUUUAACAUAGAAAUAUCUUGGUGAGCAGAUAAGCUGAUUUGGAAAUUAUUGAACAGUUCAUGUCUAAGGGUCAGCUGUGAGAACCAGAAAGAGGCCUUGGCAUUUGGACAAACUGAAAGUAUGCAUUUACGUUUCCUCUACAGGGAUCUGCAUCUGUAAUACACCUUAAGAUAAAUAUUUUGCCUUUUCCCUUUAGCUGUUGACAAUGAUUGGUUUGCACAGAUGGUUAGUUUAAAAAUAAGUUUUGCUUUAAGGGCAAGUUAUUUAAAGAUUUAUGAUUACUUGGUUCUGGCUCACUUUGUCCAUAUUGCCAUCUUGCUCUCAUUCUUCCUAAUUGCUGGAUGUGCCCAUGAGUGGCAACUUUUGCCAAUAUAUAUUCAUAAUUUAUAUAUACCUUGUAGCUUUAUCAUAGGAUAUUCUGUUUUGGAUUAGUAGUUGAAAGCUUUGAAAUAUAUUUGCAUUGGCAGUUUUCUUAAAUUAUAUAAAGUCCUUUCUCCCCCUGCUUUGAGUAUAUAGAUUUUGAAUAUAAACUAUACUAAAUGACAAUAUUAAGUCAAAUAAACAGGUUAAAACUGAUUAGUAAGACAAAACUACUCAGAAAGAGAGGCUCUUUAUCACAGUUUUAUUGUUAUAACAAUUUGUGCAGAUAAUUAUUACUAAAUAAACUAUGUCUUUGUGACUAGAAA